GAAAAAAUCGCCAUUUUUGUUGUGGUUCACCAGAAAACAAUAACUUGUGCAUGAUUUGGUGGGACAUGAUGGAUUAAUCAUGAAGUCUCAUGACCAUUGGUGACUAAACCAUGUAAAGAAGAAGAACCUGUGUGUGUAUGUGUGUGUUGUGGAUGAAUUUUAUAAGUCAAGGAGGAUUACAAGAAUGUAGCCAGCAUUAAUCAGUGAUAAAACUCAGCAUUUAACCAAAAGUAUGGCAUCAAGUUCUGAGGACAUUGCCGCUGCUUCUACCUCACAGACAGAAGAUGAGCAUAAAGAGAAGAAGAAAAAGUCUAAUCCUCUGGGUAGAAUGUGGAAAAAAAUCACUGGCUCAAGGAAGUCAACAAAGUCUAAAGAGUCUGUGAAGGCCAAAUCCACAGGAGCCCUACAUCAAGGCCCAGGGCUGACAGAGGAUGACGAUGAAGGAGGAUUUGUUUCCAGUAGACUACAGGGAAGCCGCAGUAUAUCGGAGGAUAGUGUCUUUAAACCUGAACAAAAGGAAGGAGGACUGAAGGCAUUCCAUCAGACAGCCGUCUCCAUGGAACAAGUCAACAAAUCAGAUUUCAGGAGCGAGUUAUUCCAUAAGCUUAAGCGGAGAACAAUGAGUCAGUCUGAUGAAGAUGACGGUCUUCCACAGAGUCCAGCACCACAUGUCACCACCGCUGACCUCAUUCUGGGUGGUGGUCUCAAGUCGUCCUCCACGGGGAAAUCUACGAGUCGUGAAAGUGACAAGAGUCUCCUCAGUGUAGACGGAUCGGAAAACGAAGAAGAUGAUUUGUUUGAUUCAAACUGGAAAUCUUCCAUUGCAUCUGUAAAGAAGCCACAAGACAACAGCAGUUCAGAAGAGGCCAACAUGGAUCUAGAUUUCACAGUUGUUAAAAGAGAUACGCAAACUCUGACCAGUGAUGCAGCAAAACAUAGGAUCUCUAUUAAACCCAAGUCUAGGAAAAGUUCCUUGCAAUCUAGGAGAGCAGCUGAGAGAACGACAUCACCUUUACCCAGAGUGACAGAAGAAACAACAAAACAAGCUGAUCUGAUCACUGUACAGGACAACAAAACCAGUAUUCAAGUCAUCAAGCCACAAAAGGUGGAGGAAUCAGUACCCAAAGAAAUCAAAACUGAAGAGAGUAGCGCAGUUAAAGAUAGGAAGUCUUUAGUGGUUCCAAGUGAGCCACAGAAAACACAGCCAGAAAAAGAUAUUUCAGUCAGCAACAAAGAGAAGGCUCGCUGGUCAGACACUCCUGUUUCAAGAAGAGACUCUGAAAAAGAGAAAAAGGAUGAAUCAGUGAAAGUGGAAAGUUUGAGGAGUGUCAAACCCAGACCUAAGAGUCUUGUGGAUCUAGACCAUAUCAGAGACACAAAGGAUGAGUCUAACGAGUUGUCAAAGGCAUUCAAGAGGAUGUCACUGAAGAAAGAGAUUGUCUCCCCUGAAAUGCCUGCUAAGGCCAGUAAUAUUGAACCACUCAAGGAGGUGAUUAGUGUCACAAGUGUUAACGAGUUUAAACCACACAGAGCAUCAGUUAAAACAGACGAAACAAAGGUAGAGGAGAACAAACCCACUAAAUCACCAACCACAAAAGAUGCACCAGGGAAAACGACUUACGUUCUGAAAAAAGAACCACUUAGACCUGUGACAUCUCCAAAAUCACCAGAAUAUGAAAACUUACAGGACUUAAAACUUAGUAAAAAUAUUACUUCCCCAUCCUCAGAUUAUGAAAAUGUGCCUGUUGGAGGUUUUAAAUCUGAGAAAUCAGAGUUAUCUUCUCCUGAAGCAGAUUAUGAUAAUUUAUCUCCUAUAUCUUACCCAGUCUCACCAACAGCAAACAAAUUCUUGCCAAGAGACAUAGACAAUGCUUCCAAGUCGAAAACUUCUACAUUGCCUCAAAAAUUAUCCUCUCCAAAGGAGGAAUACAGGUUAAAGAGACAACCAAGGAGCAGGACGCUACCAGAACAGCCUGUUCCAAGGGAAAUUAUAGAAUCCAAAUCUCCAGCUACCCCUCGUGAAAUUAUGGAUUCACAGUCUAUUGAUGUCGGUGAAAAACCAGUCAAAAAAUUAGCGAGUAAAACAGAUUCUUUCAAAGAGAACAAUGCAAGCUCCCUUAAUAGGUUUUCAAAAGGUGUUCCCUCUGGACUUUCUGUAAAAACUGCUGAAAAUAAAAUUGAUAUUGAAUCCACUGCCGCAAAAGAUGAACAUAAACGCCCUGCCUCUUUGAAAAUGGGUUAUAAUGUCUCAACCACUCCAAGCUUGGUCAGGCCUAAAUCAGAUGAACCUACUUCUUAUGUAAUCAAGUCAGAUUCUCAAGAGAAAGCAAAGUUUGGACAGAUUAAACCUGUGAGUGUAAAUUCAGCAAAGGAAAAGGAAACAAAGGCGCCAGAGCCGAGUAACGCAAAACCACAAGACGUAAAGAAGGAAGAUCUCCCCCAAAAACCUCCCCUUAAAGCAAAGCCUAAAGAAGUGGGAUCCUCCACAUUAGAAAGGAAAUCUUUGUUUGAAAGCACAUCUAGCUCAUCACCUGCCUCUGUUCCUGCAUGGAAGGCAAAUUUAAAGAAAGGUUCUCUAAAGGAGAAGGAUAUAAAGAUAGAAAUAAUAGAAAAGACCCCUGUAACAGAGAAAGUGGAGGAACCGAAGAAACAGACCCCUGUUCAGCUGAGAGGAAAGCCAGCCUGUGCAGAGGAGUCUAAGUCUUCUCGUAAGAGUUCUAAUGUCCUGGAUAUGGUGAAGAACUUCCAGAGUAUGCAGGCCACAUAGAGUCCAUACAGCAGUCGAUUCUGUGUUCAGACCACUGGGCCAAGUCAUCAGCAGGUGGCCAAGCAAUGAGGAGAAACAUGUGCCUUCUGUAUUCAGUUAAAAUGACACAGCAAAGCAUCAGACUAGCAAUGCUUGCGGAAUGUUUUCAUUUCUAGUUUGAACAAUGUUGAUAUACUUGGCAACAAAAACAAAAAUUGUUUUAUGAUUUUUGAGAGAACAAUUCACAGGAAUGGAAGUAAAUUAUUUCAUGUUGAAUGAUGCAUGCUGUAAAGGUCUUCAUUUCUGAACAACUGUCUUUCCUUUGAAUUUUUUUUUACACUUGAUGAAUACAUUGGUGAAUAUGUGGAACAAAAUUUAGUGCUAACUACUCCAAAACGUUACCUUUUCAACAUUUUGGAGAAAAAUUUUCAGAUUUAAUUAUGAAGCAGGUGUUUGCAUUAGUUUCAGGUGGGGGGAUAUACAGAAUUCUUUUUUAUAUUGGAUGUAAUGCUCAGAACUUUACUAGGUUUUUAGUUAAGCUCAAACUAUUGCAUUCCCCUGGUGUAAAUAAACCUAAGUGUUUAAUUACUGUGAUAUGUUUUUUCUCCAUUUUUCUAAUUAAAUUUAAAAGGAGUUGUAAGAGACAUUUGUGUCUAAUAAAAACUGUCAUUGUGUGCUCAGUUACAAUGUCUAAAACAAAGUUCUAGAAAAAAAUUGAUUUUCAUUCAACAUAAUAAACUAAACAGAUUUUUAGAAACUAGUAUUUAUGGCAUUGAGAUGAAUACUAUAUCUUCAUUUACUUCAUUCAUAUGUUAGUGAACUGAAAACAUGUUUACACAAGGUUGAACAAAGUCUUUAAAAAUGUCUUUAAAAAUAUUGUGAUGAUUUGGUUGUGAAGAAAUUCUAUUUUAUGAGCCCUGCUUUUUUGUGUGUUAUUGCAUGUUUAGUAUAUGAAGUGCAAUGUUGUGUUGUGAAUAUUUUUUGUGAUAAGUUGUUACCUACAACAUUCAUUGUUUUGAUUGUCUUAGUUUCAGUUUUAUGUUUAUAACAGAUUUUAAUCAAGUCAUAAUGUAUUUCAGUGCUUGAAAUAUCAUUUAUUAGAUUUAAACAUUUUGUGCAAUAAUUGUGACCAAGCAUAUCUUGUAUUAGGUAUAACUGUAUUGUGAUUGGAAUGAUUUUAUGUAAAAUAUUCUUCAUAUAUUACGACUUUCAAGACACUCAAAAUGCAUUUUUAUGUGUAAAAUUAAUAACCUGGUGCUUAUACCAUAAAUCAAAUGCUGUACAAUUGUAAAAAGUAUUACAUCGUUUCAUGAAAUUCAUAAAUUUGUACUCAAGAUAAUUUGCGAAAUUUCAUUUUUGCCAAAAUUAAGUAUAGUGGUUAUUCUUGGUGUUGAUAUUUCCUGUGGAAGCUUUAAUAAUUUUGCCUUCUGAGUUAUCUCCCUGUAAGAGCAUUUAGUAAACUAAUUGUUCUAUGUAAGGCUCACUAGUAUUAGUUCAGAAGCAUGGCAUGUUGUUUUUCAUAUACAUUGUCUACAAUCUUAUAAGAAUUGCAUUUCAGAAUUUACUCUUCUUAAUUAUUAAAAAAAUGUAAGCUUUAUCAACCCUGGUACUUUUCAUGGGUGAUUGGUGGAUUUGUAUUUCACACACUGGGUAUAUACUUAGAUAUGAAA
Messenger RNA from Saccostrea cuccullata (small rock oyster), 4416 nucleotides. Its product is annotated as nucleolar and coiled-body phosphoprotein 1-like. The coding region runs from base 233 to 2767 and encodes 844 amino acids. NCBI's taxonomy places the organism in Eukaryota, Metazoa, Mollusca, Bivalvia, Ostreida, Ostreidae. The record is from RefSeq and is a predicted model, not a curated record. The transcript is spliced from 11 exons.